This is a messenger RNA of Mugil cephalus (flathead mullet), 1102 nucleotides long. RefSeq names its product gamma-crystallin S-1-like. The transcript is spliced from 3 exons. The record is from RefSeq and is a predicted model, not a curated record. Gene Ontology annotation, molecular function: structural constituent of eye lens. NCBI's taxonomy places the organism in Eukaryota, Metazoa, Chordata, Actinopteri, Mugiliformes, Mugilidae. Gene Ontology annotation, biological process: visual perception; lens development in camera-type eye. Bases 17 to 646 code for a protein of 209 amino acids.
GGCUAUUUCAAUAUGAAUGACACUUGCAGAGUCUGCACUUCACAUUCACUAUAUAUGUGACAGGUGGGAGUCUUCAGAGAGCUGGAUGGAUCACACAGGGCAAGGCCUCAGGCAAGCCAACAUGGGGAAGAUCAUAUUCUACGAGAACCCAAACUUCUCUGGGCGCCAUUUUGAGUGCAGCAACGACUGUGCGGACUUGAUGUGCCAACUGAGCUGCUGCAGCUCCAUCAGAGUGGAGAAUGGCUGCUUCAUGAUCUACGAAAAGCCCAACUAUGCCGGGAACCAGUACUACCUGAGGAGAGGCGAGUAUGCCAACUUCAGUCACUGGAUGGGUGUAAAGAACUCUGUCAGCUCCUGCCGCCUCAUCCCCAAGGAAUCUGGGUCAUUCAGCGUGCGCCUCUAUGAGCGGAUCGAGUUCGGGGGUCAGAUGAUGGACCUGGCGGACGAUUGUCCCAGCGUCAUGGAUCGCUUCCACAUAAAAGAUAUCUUCUCCUGCAACGUGACGGAUGGUCACUGGCUUUUCUAUGAGCACCCAAACUACCAGGGCCGGGUGUACCUGAUUAGACCCGGGGAGUACAAGAGGUUCAGCGAGUGGGGUGGCAGGAGCGCCAGAGUCGGAUCCAUCAGACGCAUCAUUGACUACUGACUCUAUAUGCACCCAGGGCUGCAUAGAGGCUCUGGAAUGAUAUCCAGAUAAGUUUAGACGCAGACUUAGACAGACUCUAAUGAUCCAUGGGGGAAAUUACUUUGUCAAUUUGUCGUAGCUUUGUUGCACCGUAACUUCGUUGCACAUAGACGAAAUCUAUUAGAAUAUUCUCUAAUGUUUGAAUGGACUCAAUGCAACACUAAACAUUCACACACAUACAUCAACAACAACACACUGCUGGACGCCAUCAUAAUAAAGCAAUCUCUAAAUGGAGUCUUCUAUAGUUGGAGGAUCUGUACCUACAGGUUGAGUUGUGAAUACUGAUUGAUCUGAAAGUUUUAUGUAAAAAUCAACAUCUUCUGCUACCUCAGGAAUAAUGUUAAAAUUCUAAAUGAUUUCUUUAGCUUUUGUACCGAUGAUUAUGUGUCCAUGUUAUUAAAUAUUACUUUAAUUUCA